UGCUUGCAAAAGGUGGAAAUACCACGAAUUUAAGAAGUCAUCUGAGACGUCGACAUCGUGCAGAUUUUUUCGAGACCACUUCCUCCACGACCUCUGGAGCUUUGUUUGAGGCGCCAGGUGAUUUCCCACCAAAUUCAGUGAUUUCACUGCAUUUAUAGAUGUAUAGCGUGCAUCAGAUUUGAGUCUUGGAGCACUGACAGCAAUUGCAACGACUACAUGCAUCCACCCCCUUUAAACUGACAGAAUACAUUGCAGUGGGGCACUACUAUGGGUUUCCUAAAGUUUGCAAAGUUGCAGGUCCAUGGGGAGCAGUUUAAGGGGGAAAAAAUAGCCGCUGACCCUAAUGCUGUUAUUGUGUAUGCAUACUCUUUGCCCAUUUAUAACCCACUUUAGAGCAUAGAUCACGUGAUACAGUAAGUUAUUUUACUUAGCAGAAUAUUUAAUGUUGUAACACAUAAUGAUGUGAGUGUAUUUAAUGUGUCACAUCUAUGAAUGCAACAUUUAAUUCCGACCAUGCUCUGUAUCAGAGUGCCUAUCAUCAAGAUAGUUCGUUUGCGUCGGUUUCUGAGUAAAACGGUGUAUUUCUUUAAACGGGGGGUUAUCUAAUGUCAAGUUCUUUCAUAUAUAAUGUCAUUUCCAUGUCAGGUUUAGGGGCACUGGUACAUUUUACACUAUUCGACGCAGAGUGUUUAUUUUCGGCAUAAAAGUCAUAAUACAAACAUCUGUAAUGCUUGUACGCAUGCUCAAAGAGAAUGCAACGCUAGCGCCAGAGGUCUGUUUUACGACAGUCUCAUACCCUUGUUGUUGCCAUGGUAUCAGCUAAACAGUCAUUCAUGCGGUUCAUUGUAAGGAGCAAACGGUAACAUCUGCGAAUAUUUUGUUAUUAAAAUGCAUUUGUUACGGAAGGUGUUGCCAUUGUCCCGCUGGCAUGAUAUGUCGUAAAUAACGGUUAUGCGGUUGGGGCAAUGAUUGGCCAGUAUAAGCCGCCAUCUUUACCGUUUUAAAACCCUUUUCUAAAAAGACUGACCCGUCUCUUCAAUACAAGGUGAUAAUGACUGUGGUAUAAUCGCUGUAUAGCACCCGAACCUGACUACGGUUCGGUAUCCACCCGCUUUGUUUACAUGGCCUUAUCAUAACACCUGCUGCGCCUGCUGCAUUGUCUAUUUAUCACAAAGCGACUACCCUGUCAGCUGCUGGAGCUAACAGCAGCUAACAUUAUGAAAACAGACCAGAGGGAUUGUCGUGACAGUUUGGAUUUGUUUGCUUCUGAUAUGACAACUAAAGAGGAGAUCAUUCUGAAAGAAGAGAAUGAGUCACAAGAAGAGGAAGAGUGUGAGGUAAAUACCACUGACCUUUUUAGACAUGCAAUGGUAUCAGACUUGGAGCUGGAAGAACUCGAAGACAGCAGGACUGAAAUAAGUAAGGUUACAAAGAAGCAGACAACAUGGGCUGUGAACUGCUUCACUGGCUGGUUAGAGUCCCAGGGGCGCCAGGUGGACCUGAGUACGGUGGAGAAUACAGAGCUCAACGGACUGCUGAGACACUUUUAUGGAUCCGUACGAAACAGCAAAGGAGAGUUGUAUGGGAUUGCCAGUUACAUUGCACUGCGAGCUGGGCUUAACCGUUACUUCAAAGAGCCUCCUGUCGGCCGUCCUGUGUGCUUAAUGAGAGAUGCUGAGUUCACCUCAGCCAACAAGGUGUUCUUGGGAGUGCUCAGGAGAAUCAGGAAGUCCGGUCGAGACAUAACUUCACACCAUCAGGCACUGACGCCUAAUGAUAUCCGCAUCCUAAAACACUCGCGUGCAAUGGACACCUGCACUCCAAAGGGACUUCUGAACAAAGUCUGGUUUGAUAUACAGGUACAUUUCGGCCGCAGAGGGAAGCAGGCCAACAGGAAUCUGAAGCCUGAUUCAUUUGUAAUAAGAAAAGACGAGAGAGGAUUGAGAUACUGCACCUUAAUUUUUGGUGAUGAGACAAAAAUGUAUAAUGAGAAGGACCGAUGUUCUAUGUUUGAGAAGCCAGGCAGUGAACUCUGUCCUAUUACUUCUCUGUUAAAGUACCUCAGCAAACUGCCAUCCAACGCAGCCGCCCUUUACUUGCAGCCUAAGAAGGAGCUAACAGAUGAUAUGUGGUACAGCCAUGUCCCCCUAGGUGUCAAUUAUCUGGGCUCAAUGUUGGCUCGCAUGUGUAAAGAAGCAGGAACAUCGGUGAUCUACACCAAUCACUGCAUCAGAAGCACACCCUUUCACCAACUGUGUGAUUCAGGACUGGAGGGGAGAGAGAUUAUUACUGUCAGUGUGAAGAGGUCUGAAAGCUCCCUCCAAAGUCACCAGACACCCUCUCUCAGGAGCAGAAAGCAGUGCAGCGAGAUAUUGCCAGAGAACGAUUCAGCUGGCCCAGCAGGUUUGGAUCUCAACCAUGAAGAAUUCUUUGAGGAUGUUCCGUUUCUCCACAAUGCUUCGAAUCAGAACUAUGUCCCAGAUGCAGUGUUGCCACCUGGGGAGCCGUGGCUCCAUGGCGGCCCUUCCCGAGCAGUGCUAUCCCUGCCUUCCUGCCUGUGCCUGUGCAGGGACAUUGAGUCUGGGAUGUCUGGUCCUUCUGGCGAGGAGCAGAUGGGAGACAUGCAGGUGUACGCCAAGUGUCACCUUCAGCAAGGCGUCAUGUUUGGGCCCUUUGUAGGAGAAGUGUGUAGGGGACAAAUGCCGACCAACCUCAAAUAUGCCUGGGCUAUUAGGGAUGAUGCUGCUUUCAUCUACGUUGAUGCUUCUGAUGAAAACAAAUCCAACUGGAUGAGGUAUGUAAAAUAUACGAGCAGUGAGGAGGAACACAAUCUGGUUGUCUUCCAGUUUUACCGUCACAUCUACUACAGGGUUUCCCAGCCCAUCACAGAGGGAGCAGAGCUCAGGGUCUGGAUUGGCAAGGAUUAUGCCUCCUUGCUGGGCCUGGGGAUGGGUGACAAUGUGAAAUGUGAAGUUGGAGAAAAGGAGACAGCUCUGCGCCUACUGCAGGACAUCCAAUUGGUCACCCUCCCGGAGCCCAGCAGCACUUCCCUUUGGUCAGAUCACAGCCAAUCACAGAGCCCCAUGCCUGUCAUUAGUGACGUGACGACAAUGUCAAACCCAGACACAGCUAAUGACCCAGGCGGGAUUUCUGGCUCAGCCUUCACCUCCACUUCCGUGAUCUCCUUCCCGUCCCCCAGCUCUCAUCCAAUGGAAAAGUACGAUUUUAUACCUGGAACCGAGAAACUUCUGAGUAACCCAAACGCAACACAGAACAGCCCAUGGUACUUUUUUGGGUUCGAGCCAGACCCCACUGGUCGGCCCCUGGACCGUAGCACUGUGGUCUGUAAGCUGUGUGGGGAGCAUGUGGGCUGUGCUGGAGGAGCAGCGGACCUCCAAAACCAUCUGACCAACAAGCACCACAUCAGACCACGUGACAGUAACAAGGAUCGAAGUCUUCUGAUCAUAGGUCAACAACGCUCUCAGCCCAUGAUGGUUAACAGUGGUCUGGUCAGUACACUCCCCCUGGUUUUGUCUGCACAAGUGACCGAUGCCAUCACCAACUUUCUCAUCAUGGAUCUCCAGCCCCCAGCUCUGGUAGAAGGAGAAGGCUUCAGACAGCUUAUCCAAACCCUCCUACCCUCCUGCAAGGAGCUGCCGUCCCAUUGUCACCUCGAUAACCUCCUGAAAGAACACCACACCAAAGGCAAGACAACCCUUUCUCAGCUGCUGAGAAGUAAAACAGGAAGUGCAGAAAAUGAGGAGAUAUCUGACUACACUGCUCCCAUCGAGUUUGAGCCCAGGAGACGUGGGCGACCUCCCAACCAUCGCAGGGAAAUUCCUCACUUUGUCACUUUGAGUGUCGAUGUCUGGUCCCACAACUGGCAGGGCAACACUGAGAGGUACCUUACCCUCUGGGCACACUACAUAGACUCUAAUUUUAGUUUUCAGAACCUGGCCCUGGCAACCCAAAGACUGACAGAGAGUGGGAUGAAAGAGUACAGAGUUCAAACAGUGGAGACACAAGUGAAAGUGAUGGCACAGGAGUGGGGAAUAUCCCAGCCCAAUCUGGUCCUGCUGGGAGGGGAGGGGAGGAAUAAGAUGAGGCUGGGGCCAAUAAAGAGUGACAAAGGUGGAGAUGCUGCAGGAAGUGUCCCUCACCCAAACUCAACAACAUUUCUUGAGAGAGAUGAAUCUGUGUCACCCGAGGAACCACAUGGCUCUGAGCACGGCCAUUCCAGUGAGGGACUACCAUCUGUCCCAUGUUUCUUCAGCGCUGUGCAGGACUGCAUUGAGGAAGUGAUGUCAUACCCUGUCAUCUCCAAGACUCUCUGCCAAUUCCAGGGUACUCUCUCAACCCUGUUCCUGCCAUCUGCUCAAAACAGAGGCUCAUAUCAGAGUCUGUUGCAGGCCCUGACAAAACAAGAGCAGGCGGAGCUGAAGUCGUGGGCUCAUAGUCGGCCAACGUGGAAUAAGCUGUACACUCUACUAAGCACGUUGAUCAAACAUAAAAGCCUUGUCUGUGAUAUAAUAAAAGAGAUUAAAGGGGAGGGCUUGUCUAAAGAAGACACUGCAUCAGAAACCAGUUCAUCUGGGAGCUGCCACGCAAACUCAACCUCCAACACAUCCUCAGCAAACGUCACAAUACGUUCUGAAUGGAAGGUCCUGGAGGAGCUGUGCUUGGUCCUCAAACCUUUAGAUGUGGCAUGUCGAACCCUUGCCAAAGAGGCCUUCCCCCGUCUGUCUCUCAUCAAACCCAUUCUCAUCGGCCUGCUCUCCCGCCACCUUGUAUCCCGCCCAGGAGAUUCGUCAUCCAUCUUAAAGGAGGUGAAGAGGAUGAUGAGGCGGAACUUGGCAAGCUGUUACGACAACCCUGUUGUCAACAGGGUUCUGUGUAUAGCAUGUUCCCUCGACCCCCAGUUCCAUGGGCUGGGGUUCAUGGAGGAGAAGGAGCAGACAGCAACUUUUGAUUGGCUGAAAAAAGAAGCCGUCAGAAUUGUGAAGGAGGACAGAAGGAGGAGGCAAGGUAAGAAGCAAAGCCAUCUUAAGAGAAGCCCCUCCCCUGGGUCACCAGAGUCAGAGAGUGACUUCCUGCGGAGGAGCAAACGUAUCAAAGAAUCCCGACCAAUCAACUUCAGAGAGAUCGAAGAUGAAGAUGAAGAGAGUGAUGUAGGAGAGACCGAUGACAAUGAGUCAGCAGACCCAGGCUCUCAGGCCGGGCUCUCUGGUAUGGAAUUCCUGCUGGGAGACCUGUUCUGCUCUGCCCCCCGGAGCAGGCAAAGCUCUGUCGAGGAGUCUAUAGACAUGGAGAUGUCUGUCUUCAGGGCCGACAAGGGGGCUUCGCUGGGAGUGGAGCCUCUGCAGUGGUGGAGGACGAAGGCAGUACAGUUUCCGCUCUUGGCCAUAGUGGCACGGGCCUACCUGGCUGCCCCUGCCGUGGCAGGUAAUGCUGCACAGGACUUUGUACAGGAAGGAGCUGGAGCCAUGUACAGGAAGAGAGCCAACAUUCCACCAGAAAGUUUGGAAGCGAUCCUGUUUCUACACCACAACCAAAUGCCCACCACCGACACCGGGCAAACAGCAGUUAGAAAUGAUGACAGGAACACUGGGAUUGAAAAGGUCCCAUAAACACAUACACACAACACUGAUUGCUUUUACACACACUCUUAAUUUAACAGUCAGCUACACGUGUAAAAAUUAGACUUAUCCAGAUAUAAACUUGAUUAUUACCAUAAACCAAAGCCCCAACACAAAGUUAUCAUGCUGGAAAAAGGAGAAAGAGCACAAUGUCUCCAGCUGGGAUAAGAACAGGAUGCUGAGGUUGGAUGCCGUACAUAGAGAGGUCAUAUGAGAGUGUAAAAUAAAUGCAUAUUAGGAAGAGACUAAUUUUUGGGGGAUUAGAGAUGCGGCUUUAUAUUGGAUUGGAACAUCCUUCAACUAUCGUCACCUUGUCUAAAGUUUAUUGAUUGAAAAUAUUUAUUUAACCUUAAUUAUUAUGAAGGUCAUUAUAUGCAAGUAAAACAGAUUUGAUGUUGUCAUUUUUAUUUCCUGAUUUUCUAGGCACUAAAGAGAAGGAAAAUACUUAAUGUAGUGUGUAUAGUUUGGACUAUUCUACUACUGAUUUACAUUUAACUGUUUAUAGUACUUUGUAGCACCUUGUGCCUUACCUUGUUUUAAUACUAUGAUAUAGUAGAUUGAAAGGUAUUCCUAUUUUUUUGAAGAAACAUAUAUAACUGUACAAGUGGAUUGUCUGUCAAGGUCCUUCAUGAUUGUACUGAGUAAAACUUCUACCAUGUGACUUUACCAUUACCACUUGUAUUUUGUGUUAUCAAUCAGUAGAUUAUAAAAGACAACUCCAAAGACUGAAUAUUAGCUCAAUUCAUGCUGCUGUUUCUUCAUGUUACGAAGGAAUUCAAAAAUUGUCUCAGUAAAAAUUAACGAUGGAACUUCAAUCAUAAAUGAAGUGAUCGCUGAAAAAGGAUCCCAGGAAAACAGUUCAAAGCUUAAUGCAUAGAAUAAAAUGUGCUGUCUCAUUUCAAUUGUAGAGAAAGAUUGUUUACUUGUUACUGUAGACCUGCUGAAUUUUAGAAAGUAAUUUGUUAGAUGUGGAGUGAAACCUAAAAGUUUUUUCAAACUUUUACGAAGUAUAAUGUAAUUUUCAGAACUACAUUGCACAUUGUGAAAUCAAUGGAUGAAGCACAUUAGCACAAUUUCUGUAUUGUUUUAGACUGUGAUGUUCUUGAAUCUUUGCAUAUUCACAUACGUGCAGAAUAACAGUUUUUGUCUUCCUGUAAUGUA
Messenger RNA from Xiphias gladius (swordfish), 6797 nucleotides. RefSeq lists its product as uncharacterized. NCBI's taxonomy places the organism in Eukaryota, Metazoa, Chordata, Actinopteri, Istiophoriformes, Xiphiidae. The coding region runs from base 1218 to 5627 and encodes 1469 amino acids. Gene Ontology annotation, cellular component: nucleus. Gene Ontology annotation, biological process: regulation of transcription by RNA polymerase II. The transcript is spliced from 8 exons. Gene Ontology annotation, molecular function: DNA binding; protein dimerization activity. The record is from RefSeq and is a predicted model, not a curated record.